ACACGUUUUUUUGAUUUCUCCUUAAAUAUUAUAACUCAUUAAUAAAUAUUCUUUGUUUAUAAAUGAUUGUUCAGUGUUUUAGAUAAAAUUUCCAAAAAUAAACAGUGCAAUAAUAGUGAUUAAUUUUGUAAUCCCCAUUUUGUAUGAAUUCAUACAUGUUUUAAGGUUAUGUUCACCAACAUUGUUGAAAUUUUCUGCGUAAACGAAAACAUUCUCAGUACAGCCAAUGGAAUCAUUUGAAAUAAAGCUUGAUGAGUAAUACCAACGAGUGACCUCGCGUCGCGACAGUCUUUUUGCUUCCCAAUUUGUACCGUGUGGAACGUUUGAGAAAAUUACUGACGUUUCGUAGUGGUUGUGUGCUUUGCUAUUCGCAUGGCCGACGUGUGCAUUCCUUAAGUUUCUGUUCGCGUGGUGUCCUUCAUAUAAUUGCAGGUGUUUUUAUUAAAGAUUUAGUGUGUCUAAAAGUAAAAAAAAACAUUAAUUCAAAAUCACAAGUGAGUGUGUGCAUCGUGUCAAAUCCACAAGUGUACCGUUCGAACGUUAUGCUGUGCACGUUCGACCUGACAUAAUCCGGUUUGAACUGGAUUUCGGCAGGUUCUUUAAGAUAAAUGGACUGGCCGUUCGUUUCAGAAAUUCUGCACAUUUGGCUUUUACGAAAGGAGUAAAUCUUUUUUUUUUUUUAAUUACCCGAGAGAAAUCAUCGAGGAAUUAGGUAUAAACUCUUAUAUAGUAACCACGCGACUUCCAGCACACAGCAAUGUCCAACGAGGAGACGUCCGCCGACCGUAAUGUCGAAAUCUGGAAGAUCAAGAAACUUAUUAAAAGCCUUGAAAUGGCUAGGGGGAAUGGCACAAGUAUGAUAUCGUUGAUAAUACCUCCAAAGGAUCAAAUAUCGAGAGUAAGCAAAAUGUUGGCCGAUGAAUUUGGUACUGCAUCUAACAUAAAAUCUCGUGUAAAUAGAUUAUCAGUUCUUGGUGCCAUCACAUCAGUACAGCAUAGGCUAAAAUUAUACACCAAAGUACCUCCAAAUGGCCUGGUUAUUUACUGUGGAACAAUUGUAACAGAAGAAGGCAAAGAAAAGAAAGUCAACAUCGAUUUUGAACCCUUUAAGCCUAUCAAUACUUCUCUUUAUUUGUGUGAUAAUAAGUUUCAUACUGAGGCACUUACUGCGCUACUUGCCGAUGAUAACAAAUUUGGUUUUAUUGUUAUGGAUGGUAAUGGAGCGCUUUUUGGUACUCUACAAGGAAACACACGCGAAGUUUUACAUAAAUUUACCGUGGACCUACCCAAAAAACACGGCAGAGGAGGACAGUCUGCUCUUCGUUUUGCUCGAUUGCGUAUGGAAAAACGACACAACUACGUCCGUAAAGUCGCUGAAGUAGCGACUCAGCUUUAUAUUACUAAUGAUAAGCCUAACAUUGCGGGUCUUAUUUUGGCUGGUAGUGCUGACUUUAAAACAGAGCUCAGUCAGUCCGAUAUGUUUGAUCCUAGAUUGCAAGCUAAAGUGAUAAAACUAGUUGAUGUUUCGUACGGAGGGGAAAAUGGUUUUAAUCAAGCUAUUGAAUUGGCAGCUGAAUCUUUGCAGAAUGUUAAAUUUAUUCAAGAAAAGAAACUUAUUGGUCGCUAUUUUGAUGAGAUUUCUCAAGACACUGGAAAAUAUUGUUUUGGUGUUGAAGACACGUUGAGAGCCUUGGAAUUAGGUAGCGUAGAGACAUUGAUUUGUUGGGAGAAUUUAGAUAUUCAACGAUAUGUUCUUAAAAAUCAUACGAACGGUGAGGAGAAAGUAUUGCAUCUAACUCCUGAACAAGAAAAAGACAAAUCACACUUUACUGAUAAAGAGAGUGGUGUAGAAUUGGAAUUGGUAGAAUGUCAACCUUUGCUUGAAUGGCUGGCAAAUAAUUACAAGAGUUUUGGAGCAACACUAGAAAUUAUAACAGACAAGUCUCAGGAAGGUUCGCAAUUCGUCAGAGGUUUUGGUGGAAUUGGCGGAAUCCUCCGCUACAAAGUUGAUUUCCAGUCACUGCAGGCUGAUGAGCCUCUUGAUGACGUUGACCUCGAUGAUUACUAAUUUCAUCCGUGAAAUACUCAAGAGUCUACCAGCUCGCAUAUCGGGAAAGGAAUAUUGCGCUAUAAAGUCGACUUUCAAAGUAUGCAAUUGGAAGAAGAUGAACUCGAUAAUUUCGAUCUGGACGAUUAUUAAAAAGCAGUUGAAUUUACAGACUACUACUCGGUUCUCAAAUGCUUUUAUGAGAAAAAACGCACUGCGUGUUUUCUCAGUCGCGUAGUAUUUUAAUGAGAAGCACUUUUGAAAAUUUCCCAGCAAGAGGCAAUUUAUAAAAUUUAGUGAAAAAAAAAAUCGUUUCAAUUUUUAUGGAGCACUACGCGAUGAGAGAAAUCUCCAGUUUGUCGCUUAGAUUGAUGAUGUGCACGGAAAAGAGCAACACGAAGACUGUGACACUUAAUAAAUAAAAGCCAGCUUGAUACCUGCCUACCAUCUUAAAACAAAAAUAAUAAUAAUAAUUCACGCAAAAACAAUUAUUUUUUUCUUUGAUUAUUCACAUGAAUUUAUUUAGUCAUUUUCAAAUGAACUAAUCUUAGCGGAAAAAAAAACUAUUGUAUAGUGCUACGAAACGAUAAAUUUUUGUAAAAAAAAAUCGCCUUUUGCUUUUUUUUUAAAUGAAAAAUGUUUUAUUGGCUCAAAUUAACUUCGCGCAGAAUUUUAAAUGUUAUAUAUCAAAUCAUAAAAAAAAAUCUGUAAUAAAUUUUAGAUUAUUAUAACAUUCAGCCUACAUCGUGCAUUUCGUAAAAUUCGUAUGAAUAAUGAAAGCUUGCACAAAUUUUCAGAUAAUAUUUUUUUUUUUUUUUACAUUCAAAUUAUAUUUUCAAUUUUUAUUUUUCUUAUUAAUGAGGAAUAGAGAUUUGGGAUUCAACUGGUCACACAUCCGUCUCUACGACAAUAUAUACAUAAAAAAAAAAAAAAAAAAAAAUAGAAAAAUUGUAUGUGAAAAAUUUUGCCUUAAGCGUGUCAUAGUUUUGUACGAUAUCUUUCUUAGUUUUCAGCGAAAUGCAAAAAUUCAUAUAAUUAGCAUGAGAAAGAGAGAGAGAUCGCCAAGUUGAUUUUGAAACAACUUUGCCCAUGUUCUCAAAGGCUUUCCAUCAAUUUUCGCGAAAAUUCAUUAAAGUGAAAAACGAAUUAUUAAAACUAAUUAAGAAACGA
Leptopilina boulardi is the source of this 3217-nucleotide messenger RNA. RefSeq names its product eukaryotic peptide chain release factor subunit 1 (gene eRF1). Gene Ontology annotation, biological process: cytoplasmic translational termination. Gene Ontology annotation, molecular function: sequence-specific mRNA binding; translation release factor activity, codon specific. The transcript is spliced from 11 exons. Lineage: Eukaryota; Metazoa; Arthropoda; Insecta; Hymenoptera; Figitidae. Bases 758 to 2068 code for a protein of 436 amino acids. The record is from RefSeq and is a predicted model, not a curated record. Gene Ontology annotation, cellular component: translation release factor complex; cytosol.